GAUGCGGGGGAUAGAGUCACGCCAGCUAUCGUUGCCUACUCGGAAAAUGAACAGGUUGUUGGUCUGGCAGCAAAACAAAGUAGAGUAAGAAAUAUCUCGAGCACAGUAGUGAAGGUGAAGCAGCUCCUUGGCAGAAGCCAGAAGUGUGGUCCUCAGACCUGACUUCUCAGCCAUUAGCCCUGAGAGGAAAGAACCGGCUGGCUCCUGGACAAAUGCUGAGAGCACACAGAACUUCCCCACGCCUUCAAAAUUGUACCCUGCUGCCCAGGAGCUCGCUUCAGUAGCCUUCCUUCCCAGUCCACCAUGGCCACCACCAGUAGCAGUGCGGGCAUCCGUUGGUCCAGACAGGAGACACGAACUCUUCUCUCCAUACUAGGCGAGGCGGAGUACAUCCAGCGCCUCCAGACUAUGCAUCAUAACGCAGACGUCUAUCAGGCCGUGUCUAAGCGGAUGCAGCAGGAAGGCUUCCGUCGCACCGAACGCCAGUGCCGCUCCAAGUUUAAAGUUCUGAAGGCAUUAUAUUUAAAGGCCUAUGUUGCCCAUGCCACAAGUAUGGGGGAUCCACCACACUGUCCAUUUUAUGAUACGUUGGACCAGCUUCUUCGAAAUCAGAUAGUGACGGACCCAGACAACUUAAUGGAGGCUGCCGCUUGGGCCAAGCACUGUGAUCAGGAUUUAGUGGCCUCUGUCACUGCAGGGGAAGAGGGAGCCAGCUUGCGGAAAGUGAAAAGGGCACAGGAAGCUGGUCAUCAGCGUAUUUUGCAAACAGUUAAGGAAUCAGAUGAGGAUUGUCAGCUGAGAAUCUGUGACCGGAUACCAGGAGCCAGUGACCUUGAGGACUCCUGGGAUGACUCCUCGGGUGCAGGGUGCUCUCAAGGGACCCCCAGCUACAGCAGCUCCCACCACCUUUCCAGAGGUGCAGUUGCUCCCUGUCAGAGCGGCCCCAUGACCAGACUGGGUGUGUCGAGGGAAUCCAGUCCCUGUACCAGCACCAGCCGAAACCCUGUUGGGGCAGCCUCCACACCACAGCCUCCAGGCGCCUCUUCCAGAGUUGCUUUUAUCUCUAGUGGGGACAGACCUCUGACCAGUGAGCCCCCUCCCCGGUGGGCAAGGCGAAGAAGGCUCUCAGUGGCCAGGACCAUUGCAGCUGAGUUGGCAGAAAACAGGAGGCUGGCACGAGAACUCUCCAAGAGAGAGGAAGAGAAGCUGGACAGGCUGAUCGCUAUUGGUGAGGAGGCCAGUGCCCAGCAAGACACCGCUAAUGAGCUGCGCAGGGAUGCCGCCAUCGCCGUCAGACGCUUGGCAACGGCCGUGGAAGAAGCAACUGGUGCUUUCCAGCUAGGGCUUGAGAAGUUGCUUCAGAGAUUGAUUUCAAAUACCAAAAGCUAGGAACUGAUCGAAGGGAUGUAUUUCCCAGACUGGUAUAACUCCAUUUCUAUCAGCUACCUUCCAGUACCCUGGCUCCUUUGCUGUGUCUUUUCCUGAGAUUCUCCCUGACGGAAAGGCCCUUGAGGAAUGGAAGCAUGGCCUGGAAGAAACCGGAAGGAACAAAUCGAUAGCUGGCUUGUCCUGGCUGCUCAUCCUGUGAGGCAAUCUUCUUUCCCUCGCCAGCAGUCUCCUCGUCUGUUGAGGGGAUCAGUCCUUCCUGCCCUGCCUACCUCACAGGGUUGUUGUGAGGACCGAGUGGCUUAUAGAUGUGUAAGGGUUUCAAAGCACUGUACACAUGUCAGUUAUGACUGAGGCGAAGCUGGGGUAAGCACAGUCGUUUACAACAUACAGAGAUGUAGUGGUGUCCCGUGACCUCAUUGCUUGACUUCAUCAGUUUAAUUAGUCUGGGCACAACUGUGUGUGUCUUUGUCGCUUACAUUUUCACCGCUGUGUCUCUGACACACCUACUUGCUAGCACUUCUCUCAGACCAGCUUCCCCGCCUGGUCUUUGUAGAGAUGAGGACCUGGUACUGAGCACUGUGGAGGUAAGCGGUUAGUGUCGGUAGACUUUGAGAGGGAAAAACAGUGAUUGUUUUAUAAGGUGGAGAGUGUGAGUAAAUUCUUUGCCUUUCGUAUUAUUUGAGCCCGUUUAGAUGCAUACGUUGUAUGUUUACAUUGUGGUUGCCAUUUGAACCCGGAAACAACCUGCAUUAUAUCCAUUUCCAGUCUGCUUGUGGCCGACUGCAUUUGUCUCUGUUAGCUGAUGUUUGGUUCGGGCCCUAACAUGUUAUUGAGGGCACGUCUAGAUCCAGAGUAACUUUUCCCCCUAAGUGAUGUAAACAGGAGAUCAUAGGACUAAUGGGCGUGGUGUCAGAGAGCAGCUCUGUUUGCCCUUUAGUUUUGAGAAGACUGGGAGGUGGUAGAGGCUGAUCCCAGAGACAGCUCUGUAAGCUCAGGCCUCACCCAAACACAUCCUGCGGGGAGGUAGUGGUGAUGAACUAUACUGCAAUGCUAUUGUAGUGCUGCAGAAAACACAGGUAAGACUCUUAGGGGCUUAAAGCCCUCCCGCAAUUAGGAAGCUUGGGAGAAAAUGUUUUAAGAGUUUUUUGGGGGGUGAGUGGGGUGCAUUGCGGUUAGGUGCUUACAGGAAAGCUGGACAUGUAAAUUAGUAAAGAAAAGGACAAAACAGUGGUGGGAUCCCUGGAGCCUUGAACAGGUGUAAGAGCACACUGCUGGAAGAUGAGGCUAUGUGAGCAGUGUGUGUGCGGAACGCACUGGGGUCUGCCCAUAACUCACAUGAGCAGUAUGCGUGUACAAUACACUGUGGUCUGCCCAGAACUCACAUGAGCAGUGUGCGUGUGCAAUACACUGGGGUCUGCCCAGAACUCACAUGAGCAGGGUGUGUGUGCAAUACACUGGGGUCUGCCCAGAACUCACAUGAGCAGUGUGUGUGUGCAGUACACUGGGGUCUGCCUGGAACUCACAUGAGCAGUGUGUGUGUGCAAUACACUGGGGUCUGCCCGGAACUCACAUGAGCAGUGUGUGCGGAACGCACUGGGGUCUGCCUGGAACUUACAUGAACAGUGUGUGUGGGGAACGCACUGGGGACUGCCUGGAACUUACAUGAGCAGUGUGUGUGUGCAGUACACUGGGGUCUGCCUGGAACUCACAUGAGCAGUGUGUGUGCGUGUGUGCAAUACACUGGAGUCUGCCUGGAACUCACAUGAGCAGUAUGUGUGCAAUACACUGGGGUCUGCCUGGAACUCACAUGAGCAGUGUGUGCAGUACACUGGGGUCUGGCUAGGACUCCUGGACUCCAGUCCUGUCACAAUUGUUUUCAUUGGCUGAACCACUUACCCUAGUUGUGCCACCAUUUUUUUUUUUUUAAUCUCUAGGUUGAGGAAUUUCUACUAGAUAAUUUUUAUAAUACCUUUCAGUUCUAGAAUGGUAAAAAUGGAGGUGAGCUCUUUAUAAUAUUUUCAGUCUGCUGCGGGAGCUCAGUAGCUAUUAAUGUAUGCUUGAAAUACUGUUUACAGUUGUAUUUAAGGACACCUCGAUAGUAUUGAUGUUUAUUGAUAUUCUGGUGAGAUUUCUGAGCAUCAUACUGAACAUCCGUAGAUAGAUGUCUUUCUUUCAUGGAAGUGGAUAUGUAAGUGUAUGUUGUUUCAUGUUUUAGGCCAUGACGUGGAAAAAUGAAUAUCUGUUGUAACCAGAUAGAGCUAAUACUGAUAAGUAUUCUGGGGAGUGGGGACAGAGAAGUACUCUGAGGAGACUUAGACCUGUGCCAUAGAGAUCUAAUAGUGACAUGUAGAUGGGCAUCUGUUCAAUAUGGGAGAAAUGCUAAGGAACAGAAGUGGAGUUAAAUUUGAGGUAUUUUGAAAACCCUAAUGGGCAGAGUAACCAAAAUAAGGGAAUCAAAUACUAGGUCCUGAGGAGUUAACAAGAAAACUUGCAAAAUCCUAGAGGAGACAGUGUGAUGGUAGAGGCCACGUGCAAGGAAGGCCUGACCUUCGCCUUCCCAUUACCUCCUCCAACAAGCCUCUCACCGUUCCGUAACUCAGGGUCUUAUCUCACGUGGGAACUAACAACCGUCCGUCCUACCUACCUCACAGGGGUGUUGUGAGGACCCAGCGCACAGGUGAAUGCCCGUGUAGAUGUGGGCAUGGAGGGUAGCGGUAGUGCGAAGGAGGCCAUAGCACGUGAGUGCUGGUGUUGGCAAACCCCGAGACCUGAGAACG
Molecule: messenger RNA, 4166 nt
Organism: Arvicola amphibius (Eurasian water vole)
Lineage: Eukaryota; Metazoa; Chordata; Mammalia; Rodentia; Cricetidae
Gene: Msantd7
Exons: 4
Coding region: 304-1389 (361 amino acids)
Source: RefSeq, a predicted model, not a curated record